Chaetura pelagica (chimney swift) is the source of this 990-nucleotide messenger RNA. Its product is annotated as opioid-binding protein/cell adhesion molecule homolog. Lineage: Eukaryota; Metazoa; Chordata; Aves; Apodiformes; Apodidae. Gene Ontology annotation, cellular component: neuron projection. The record is from RefSeq and is a predicted model, not a curated record. The coding region runs from base 1 to 990 and encodes 329 amino acids. The transcript is spliced from 8 exons.
AUGACCAUGGUCAUGACCAUGACCAUGGUCUGGCUCCUUGGUGCCCAUUCCCUGAAGCAGUCAGCCAUCAUCCUGGCAGCAACACAAUUUGUGGGAAACGUGCGGCAGACGCUUUCCCCCGGCAGCGGGUGUACCGUGGAUGACAGGGUCACACGGGUAGCCUGGUUGAACCGCAGCACCAUCCUGUAUGCUGGCAAUGACAAGUGGUCUAUAGACAACCGUGUGGUCAUCCUCUCCAACACCAAGACCCAGUACAGCAUCAAGAUACACAAUGUGGACAUUUACGAUGAGGGCCCCUACACCUGCUCUGUGCAGACAGACAAUCACCCCAAGACAUCACGUGUCCAUCUCAUCGUGCAAGUCCCCCCCCAGAUUGUCAACAUCUCGUCAGACAUCACAGUGAAUGAAGGCAGCAGUGUGACCCUCAUGUGCUUGGCCUUUGGGAGACCAGAGCCCACUGUCACGUGGCGGCACCUCUCCGGCAAAGGGCAGGGCUUUGUGAGUGAGGAUGAGUACCUGGAGAUCACGGGCAUCACACGGGAGCAGUCUGGGGAGUACGAGUGCAGCGCCGUCAAUGACGUGUCCGUCCCUGACGUGAGGAAGGUCAAAGUCACCGUCAACUACCCACCCUACAUCUCCAACGCCAAGAACACAGGCGCCUCGGUGGGCCAGAAGGGCAUCCUGCAGUGCGAGGCCUCGGCCGUCCCUGUAGCUGAGUUCCAGUGGUUCAAGGAGGACACAAGGUUAGCAAACGGGCUGGAGGGUGUGCGGAUCGAGAGCAAGGGCCGCCUGUCAACACUGACCUUCUUCAACGUCUCAGAGAAGGACUAUGGCAACUACACGUGCGUGGCCACAAACAAGCUGGGCAACACCAAUGCCAGCAUCAUCCUGUAUGGUAGGUGCCCUGGUUUUUCUUUGCAGCAAGGUGCAGCCUCCAGCCUCUGCCUCUGGGCAGCCCUCCUCACUCUCCUCCUCCUCCUCGACUUUUGA